AUGAUUUUAAGAUCUAAAGCUUCAAAGAGUCGUCAUAUACUUUUUGGAGAAGGUCGUGAAUUACCCAAUUUUUGCUUGCCAACCCACAAGCAAGUAGGCAAAGCAUACUUGUCUGAGAAGAAUUAUGAAACUGAACCACUACGGGUAUUAAAAAAAGACCACGUUGGGAUUCUUCGAUGGUAUACUGCUCGAACAUUGCAAGACAUGAAUUUAUGGGAGAAAAUGUUAAAUAGGCAAGGUGGUUUUAAGAUGACCAUGAGUAGAAAGGUUUGCUCAAACCAUUUUGCUGCUGGAUAUUGUUCAGAUGUUUGUUCUAUUCCAACACUAUUUCUUAAAGGGUAUGAUGUUAAAGAUAAUUUAAAACGGAAAGAUCCACACAUGUCAAACAUUUUAAAUACUUGGAUCCCUUUUAUGUCUUCAGUGCUUCAAAAAUUUAUAUAUUGGCCGACUAGAAAAGAAACAAAAAAUGCCUAUCCAAAAUGCUUUGAGAAAUUUCCUAAUGUGAUUGGUAUAAUCGAUUGUACUGAAGGAGCAAUAGAGAUUCCUAGUUUAGCCAAAGCUCAAGCCCAAACCUAUUCAACGUACAAAUCUAAGAACACCUGGAAAGUUUUACUUUGUAUAACUCCUAUUGGUAAUGUAUCUUUUAUUUCGAAAGCAUAUGGAGGUAAUGCAUCAAACCGAUUUAUUACAGAGAGAUGUGGCAUUUUAGAUAAAAUUGUAUCCGGAGAUUCUUUAAUGGCAGAUAAAGGAUUUAAUAUUAGCGAUUUACUUGUUGGAAAAGGUUCUCAGCUUGUUAUUCCUCCUUUUUUAAAAGAUAAAGGAAAAUCCUCAAAAAGAAAUAACACAAAAACCUCUAAUGUUGCAAAAGCUCGCAUUCACGUGGAAAGAGCAAUUUCUAGAAUAAAAAAAUAUCAUAUAUUGCAAAAUGUUUUUCCUUUGAAAAGAAAAACCAGCUGGACAUUAUUUUGA
Messenger RNA from Hydra vulgaris (swiftwater hydra), 969 nucleotides. Lineage: Eukaryota; Metazoa; Cnidaria; Hydrozoa; Anthoathecata; Hydridae. The record is from RefSeq and is a predicted model, not a curated record.